Lotus japonicus is the source of this 1386-nucleotide messenger RNA. Its product is annotated as 2-hydroxyisoflavanone dehydratase-like. NCBI's taxonomy places the organism in Eukaryota, Viridiplantae, Streptophyta, Magnoliopsida, Fabales, Fabaceae. The record is from RefSeq and is a predicted model, not a curated record. The coding region runs from base 1 to 1386 and encodes 461 amino acids. The transcript has 4 exons. Gene Ontology annotation, molecular function: hydrolase activity.
AUGUCUGCAAAUCUCAAUGCAAAUGUCGAUCAACACCUACAAGAUACUGCAUAUUUACAAGCUCCAGUUAACGAGCUAGUUGCACAUGCUCCCACAUUGCAACAUGAAGCUUAUGCGGAGAUAGAUGAUGAAGUUAAUUCUUAUGUUGAUACUCAUCUUGAUGCUAACACUGAUGGUUCUAGUGAUGUUAGUGAGCUUGAAGUCAAUGUUGCUUUUGAUACUAGUGUUGAUAGUCCAAUGUGUUUUGAUUUUGCAGAUUCUAAUGAUGAAGCCAACCAACAAGAAAUACAUCUCCCUCUUCCACAUAGAACUUAUGAGAGUGAGAAGAUGUACCCUGGUGAAGAAGAAAAUAAGUUGUUGGAUGAUUUCAAGAAAUGUUUUGCAAGGGAUGAAGUUAAGAAGAUGGAUGUAGAACGUGGAUCUAAAUUAGCAAUUUUUCCACAUAAGCCGCUUUUAAUUAAUCUAGACAUUUUUGAAAAGUCGUGCUUAUUGGAGAGUGUGUGUUCGUCACUUGAUGAUCCACAAACAGAGCUCUCAACCAAAGACAUCACCAUCUCUCACCACCCCACAAUCUCAGCUCGCCUUUUCCUUCCAAAAAAGCUAAACCAAGAUCAUCAUGUAACUGAGAAAGUACCAAUCUUGGUCUACUUUCAUGGUGGUGCUUUCAUCUUGGAAUCUGCUUUCUCUAAGUCAUGUCAUGAUCAUUUCAAAACCUUUGUUCCACAAACAAACGUUUUGGUCGUCUGUGUGGAGUACAGGCUUGCUCCUGAGCACCCUCUCCCUGCUUGUUACCAUGACUGCUGGGCUGCACUCCAAUGGGUAUCCUCCCAUUCCACCAAGAGCCUUAGCAAUCCAGAGCCAUGGUUGAUUGACCAUGGUGAUUUAAACAGAAUUUUCAUCGGGGGUGAUAGUGCUGGUGGUAACAUUGCGCAUAACAUCGCCAUGCGUGCAGGGAUUGAGGUUUUACCAGGUGAUGUUAAACUCUCAGGAGCAUUUAUAGUUCAUCCCUUCUUCAACAGUUCAUACCCAAUUGGAUCAGAACCCAUUAUAGAGCCUGAACAGAACAUUGACCACAAGAUUUGGAAUCUGGUGUAUCCAUCUGCACCAGGUGGUGUUGAUAAUCCCAAGCUCAACCCUGUGGGUCCUGGUGCACCUAGUCUGGCUACACUUGGAUGCUCUAGAAUCAUUGUGUGUGUUGCUGGCAAGGAUAGAUUUAAGGACAGAGCUAUUUGGUAUUAUGAAGCUGUGAAGAAAAGUGGAUGGCAAGGGAAACUGGAGUUGUUUGAAGAGGAAGAUGAGGAUCAUAUUUAUCAUUGGUUAAAGCCAGAAUCUGAGAGUGCCAAAAAGUUAUUCAAGCGUUUGGCUUCUUUUCACCAUGAGGAGUAG